GGCUGGGGCUACUAAGCGCAUGCGCGUCACAACUAUUUGCUUCCUGAAGUCUCCAGCCGCUGCUAAGAAAGGUACUGCAGGGCCGAUGCAGCGACCUUGUGGACUCCCGGAGCCUGUCAGAAACAGUCUGAUAGAUGAUGCCAAGGCUCGCUUAAGAAAGUUUGAUGUCGGGACCAGAUAUUCUCACCUAUCCUCUAAUAAAUACUCUGUCCUUCUACCACUGCUGGCCAGAGAAGAAAAGUUGUACUUGAUGUUCACAGUCCGCUCAGACAAGCUGAGAAGGGACCCCGGAGAAGUCUGCUUCCCUGGAGGAAAGAGGGACCCGGUGGACACAGAUGACACAGCCACUGCUCUCCGUGAAGCCCAGGAGGAGGUUGGGCUGCAUCCCCACCAAGUGGAGGUGGUCUCUCACCUGGUGCCGUAUCUGUUUUAUAAUGAUGAGUUGGUGACCCCCGUAGUGGGUUUUCUAGACCACAACUUCCAGGCCCAACCUAAUGCUGAAGAAGUGAAGGAAGUGUUCUUUAUGCCUUUGGACUAUUUCCUCCAUCCAAAAGUCUACUACCAGAAGCAAAUCACACGCUCUGGCUAUCGUUUCGUCCUGCAUUGCUUUGAGUACACAGACCCUGAGACUGGUGUGAAGUACCUAAUCAAGGGAAUGACCGCAAAACUGGCUGUGUUGGCUGCCCUAAUUAUUUUGGACCAAAGUCCUUCCUUCGAGAUUGAUCUUGAUCUCCAUGACCUGAUACCAUCUUGUGAAAAGACCUUUCUUCGUAGAUAUUUUUUAAGCAAGCUGUAAAGACCCCGAAACCCAAAAGAAGGUACACGAGGUUUUUGUGUGAGCUUAUGCUCAGAACAACAGUGUUAGCAAGCGGCAUCUGACAGGUGUGAAUAUUUUCCUACAAUGUGGCUGGCUGUGAGGGCCUUGCCUGACUUCCUGUUGCUGCUUUAGAACACUAAAAGUCUUUCAAAACUGGAAAAAUGCACUGACAGGGGAGUAUAAUUUUACUCAUUAAAAAAUGGCACCAUUUUUUAGUCAUGUUUCGUCAUGUUAUCUGUCACAUAGUAGGCACUUAAUAAAUAUUUGUCAAAUA
Messenger RNA from Mus pahari (shrew mouse), 1091 nucleotides. It is a transcript of the gene Nudt7, whose product is annotated as nudix hydrolase 7. NCBI's taxonomy places the organism in Eukaryota, Metazoa, Chordata, Mammalia, Rodentia, Muridae. Gene Ontology annotation, biological process: nucleoside diphosphate metabolic process; coenzyme A catabolic process. Gene Ontology annotation, molecular function: manganese ion binding; coenzyme A diphosphatase activity; magnesium ion binding. The record is from RefSeq and is a predicted model, not a curated record. Bases 20 to 796 code for a protein of 258 amino acids. The transcript is spliced from 4 exons.